AUGGAUCGGGUGCUGAAGGCCGCGAGAGCGUCGGGAUCACUCAACCUCUCCGGCCGAUCUCUCCGGUCAGCAGCACGUGCAUUCCCUCAUUUUUCUUCUAUAGAUCUCACAUCGUUGGAUCGUGAGCUCAGAUGGUGUCUGCCGAAGAUACGAGUUUUGGAUCUGUUCCUCUUUUCUUAUGGGAAACAAUGGCGGCGGUCUGGCGCACCCCCGGUUUAUCCAAUUGAUUUCACAUUAUUCCUAUCUCAUUCGAUCUCUCGAUCUUCCCCACAGAUUCUGCAUUAUGAAUGGUUGUUAUUGUUUAUCAAAAUGUAACAGGAGAAAAUAACGAUAAUUUCCAUUUGCCUUGUGAAAAAAAAGAAGAAACCUACGAACGAUAGAGAUGAAAGGUGCUGCAACUUGUAAUGUGUCCUUGUUGCGAUAAGCGUACAUACUGAUCAAAAUGAAAGGUGCGCUCGUACCUAUUAAAGUCACUUCAAUCUCAGGUUAGUAGUUAUAAGUGAUUUUGAAACCAGAUAGUAUCGGUUGAAUUUUCUUAUGCAGCUUAUAAAAGAAGAAUAAUGCCAAUUUUGCUGCAGUCCUUCCAAAUUAAAAAAACUAGUGUACGAGCGCUUAUUUUGAAAUGUAGGUGGCUCUACUUAAUACGGUUCUACCUUGUGGAACACGUUUUACUGGUUGAUGUCUUUUGGUCUUCGGGGAUUUUGUCUCAAAUCAAAAUACAACACGGGUAGAAAGCUAUAAGCGGUUCAAUGCUAAACUUAUAAUGUGAUCGGAUCCCUUUCAGAGGUCUUAAAUUUUAGUUUGCAUCUGAACCAUAGUGUUGUGGAUUUUUUUUAGGGAAGUGCCGAAUGAGGUUUACAGGGGCUUGGAUUCAGCGGGGGAGGAUGAAAAAUGGUGGGAGGUAUUGCCAUAUUUUCCAAACAACUGGAGCACUUUGAAUAGCAGAAAUUAAAUAAUUCGAUGAAUUUAUUUCUAUAUUCAACAGUUAAACUUGCUUAAGAUUGAAUGGGCUAUGGAACACACUUUGCAGGCAGUGGAGCUACAGAAACUCAUUUUGGCUCACAACAACAUCGAAGUACUGAAAGAAGACUUGAAAAUCUUAACAUCCUUGUCGGUCUUGAAUAUAAGCCACAAUAAGCUUUCUUGUCUUCCAGCUGCUGUAGGAGAGUAAGUUACUCUAGAUUACUUCUGCAUAUGCUGUCAUUCUGUUACCUAUUACUAGCAAAUAACGGAAUAUAAUGGUAGUCAUUCAUUGUUUAUAUCAAGAACUUAACCAUUGAAAAAUUAUUUACUGAAAAUGUCUGCACAAACGGUACUUGUAUCAGACUUGCCAUGUUGAAAUCAUUGGAUGUCUCGUACAACUCGAUAACCAGCAUACCUGAAGAGAUUGGGUCUGCAAUUUCUCUAGUCAAGUAAGUUUUUUUUCCCCCCCGUCCUUUAUUCAAUUUUUCUUGGAUAUGCUCCAUAAUCGGCCUUUGCUUGGCUCGUGUUCGGUGACUGAAUGAAUAAAAUAAAUUAAACAUAGUGGAAUAUUAUUAUAUAUAUUUUAUUCUAAAAAUGGGUUAACUAAGAAGAUAUUUUAAUUAAAGACACAACAAAUGGGAUGUUGGUUACAUGUUUUCAUUUGAUAAUUGUUUCAGGCACUAUACUGGGGUGAAAUUAGGCUCAGCUGGGUGCGGUCUACCGGCCCAAUAAUGGUCCAGUGACAGAGACCAAGAAUGAGUGAAAAUACGAUAGAAUAUUAUUGUUGUAGGAUUUGGCAUGCGGGAGUGUAUGAUUUUAGAAAGGCAUCAGAUUUGAAAUGAAAUAUCUUAUCAAAAUGAUAUUAUUUUUCUUAAAUGACAAGUGUGUUGUUAACCAUCUUGAAGAGAAAUUCUAAGGUCUUCCACUUGCCACACCUUAUGGAGUCAUUGAACGUGUGAGUGAACAGGUUUCUGUUGAAUACCCACGUGAUUUUAAUGGGUAUUAAUUUCCGGUCAACAAUAAAAAGCAUAAUUCUAAGGGACGCUUCUUUUGUUCCUUUGAAACCCUUGACAAUAAUUUACCAAAACCCAGACCUUAAAAUGCCUCCUCUUUCGUGGCCAGUGAUUCUGAUCCACUAACUUUCCCGAGCUAAAUAAUGCAACACAAUGAUCAGUAAUAGUGCUGAAUUCACUUCAUCAAAAUCUGUGGGUUUAUCUGGCUGAGGUGAAGAAAAUUUCCAGUCGUGCUAGCAUUAAUGGCUCCAAAUAUUUUUUUACCUUCAUGCUUCUAUGUUUAAUUUUUUAUGUAAUUUAACAGUUUUGAAGAUGUGUUUUGGGGGGAUUAUAGGACGUAAAGACUCUAACGUGAUCAUUCUGUUCUUGCACUUGCAGGUUAGAUUGCUCAAACAAUUCGCUGACAGAACUCCCUUCCAGUCUUGGAAGAUGCACGGAUUUGGCAGAUCUAAAGGUUAUGAGUUUCUGUGCCACAUUAACUGUCGGAUUUAUCUUUCUGUUCUAUGCAAUCAUGAGAGUAUAUGCCGCAUUUUUAUUUGUGAUUAUUAUUUUAUGUACAGCGAUGAUCUUGUUAUGUGUGGUGACUUUAGUUAAAGGACGCCACAAGCUGGGAGGUCUUUCAUUGGUUUUAGUUGCUGAAAGAAGCUAUGGCAGUUCAUAAUCACUCGUUAUUUCGUUAGCCUGUCGUUUUUUUGUGUAUCUAUUGAGUUGGCAGUGUCUGAUCAUAUUAUGUGCAGCUUUCUAUUUAAUGUCAUUAACUAGGAUUUUGCUUCAAAUUAUUUUCCUGAAAAAAUCCGGUGGUUUCUUAUAAAUUCAGUGAAGGAUACUCACCCUCCCGUACCUUUAUUUAAUUUGUCAUGUAGACCAUCAUAACCUGUCAUUGGGCCAUAAAAAGCUUGUUUGGUUAUCAUAUCUGUAUGAAGAUUAAAGGAAAAAAAUGAGGGCCCCCCUUCUGUUCUUCGCUUAGACUGCACUUGUCUUGGCUACAAAUAUGGCUUUAUCUCUCUCUCUCUCUCUCUAUCCUCAGGUAUCCAACAAUUCCUUAGUUAAGCUGCCAGAUGACAUAGUGAGCUGCUCAAAAUUGAUGAAAUUGGAUGUUGAGGUAAAUGCAUAUAUUAUCUCCACGUUGCAUAGUUUUCCGGACAGUUAUUUUUCUUAGAAUAAUUAUUGAAUGUUGUAAUUUUUCCAAUGUUUUUUUUAUUUUUUCAGGGAAAUAAGCUGACAAUGCUCUCAGAAGAUAUGCUUAGAUCAUGGACUAUGCUCACUGAACUGAAUGCUGGUAAUCAUGUCCUUCAGAAUUUGAUCAUGCUGUGUGGAUUCUCAUUCGUGAUAAACUAUGUUCCAAAAGAAAAACGAAAAUACGAGAAACGAAAGGAUUUUGUGACACGUUAAUAUUCAACAAGUCAGUUUUUUUCAACAUAUUAAAUCGCAACUAUUUCAUGCUACCUGAUUGUUGCACGGCUUCCUAAAAAUCGCUCUUACCUACAUGCCUUAAAGCAAAGUGAUAGAGUUUAUGGAAAUUGCUAGACCUGCUGCGAAUCCAUAACGUGUAAAGAUAAAUUGUUAGUUUUCAACUGAACAAGCUUUGCUAGCGCAGAUAGGAUUCGCUAUUUAUUUGAACUAAUGUGACCAGCACGCCUGAACCUGGUUGAUUGACUAGUUUUUUUUUUAACGACAUUUCAAUGGCAUUAUUUUGGAUACUAUUGUCUGUAAAGUACUCCAUUGCUGGUUAGGAAAAUUGUGAAACUUGACGAAAAGAAAGACAAGCAUGGAGCAAGAAGCAAACACGACCUUACCAGUCCUCAUGCUACUGAUAGUGUUCCUGCUUCGUGCUGCUGCAUUGCCUUUUCCUUGAUUUUGAACUUAAUAAUACAGCUGUUACAACUUCUUUUUCUGUGCACGUUCCUUUGCCCCUUACCCCUUUCAGUUGGACCUUCUUUAUUUCUCUUUAUUUUCCAUCCUUUUAACCCUGUUUUCUUUUACCCUCAAUCAAUUUCUCUUCAUGUGUUUUUAUCACCACACUCAUCUCUGCUAUAUUCUUCAUCUGUUCUUUACCCUCCAAAACAUUGUUUUUGUCUCAAUUUAUUUUUCUUUUAAAUUGUGCUGGAAUCAAGAUCUGAGCAUGUUGGUCAUUAUCGCAUGUGGUCUUUGCUUUUCUCAUCCUUGCUUGAAAAUUAAAACUUUUUUUUAUAAAUCAGAGAUCCAAAAAAUAAUUUGAACGAGAUAAUCUGGAAGCAGCAGGAUUGUGGUUACUUCGCUUUUGUCAACGUUCAUACUUGAACUGUAAUUUCUUGAUUCCACUGAUCCUUUGUCUGAUUUGCUCAUUCAAAUUUUAAUUAGUACUACGGAAUUUCGUCUAUAUGCUUCAAUUAUUCUCAUAUUUCUAAUUACGACAGAAAUAAAUAAAGAGGUGAUCCAUCUGGGCAGAAUAGGAUCUGGCUUGCGCCUUUUUUAGUUAUGGGUGCCAGAAUCCACUAAUGACUGAUUAGACUUUAUGGUUGUUGCACGAUUACUCUUGUACAAUGACUAGAAGAUGCUUACGAAAUGAUGCCAGCAUGUUCUUCAUGUAUCGUUCAAUAGUCAUAAUAUUUGAAUGUAUCAUGUUUGCUAAUCGUACGAAAUAAACGGAUUGGUUAUGAGGUUAGCCUACCUUUUCAGUUAAGGAGAGUGGAGUUUUAUGUUUGAAGGAAUGCUAUGGCAAAACAAGCUAGCUGAUUUGUGUUUUUGAUGCCUAGUUUUCUACGUAAUUGAGAUCCAACUGCUACAUAUUUUCACUGUGAAGCAUGAUGAAAAGAUGGGAUUGCUUUCCUUUUUGAGUAGUUACAUUAGUAAGCUCUUUAGACCAUGUUUGCUGAGUUUCUACUGGAGCUAACUUUGUAUUUGGUCUGCACUAGCUAAAAAUCUUCUCAACAGUAUUCCAGAUAGUAUAGGCGCCCUUUCACGGCUCAUUCGCCUAGAUUUUCAUCAAAAUAGUAAGUCAAACCAUCUAUUAUCUAACCUUAUGGUUGUCCUAGUAGCUGUUCCUCUCUGUAUCACGAUUAUGAUAACGUCUUUAUCUAAUGAUACUAAGUCGUUCAGGAAUUUCAUUCAUUCCACCGACAAUCAAGGGUUGCCAUUCACUUACUGAGUUUUUUAUGGGGUAAGUUAAUACAAAAUUAUUCCAUGAUGCUGUGGUUUAAUACCUUGAAGGCGAGCAUCGUGUAUUUUUUGACAGGUUGCCACAUAGUAAUUUGCAAAGAUAUUGAUUCAACAUUAAUGAUCUGCAUUUCAGGACAAAUUCACUGUUGUCAGUGCCGAUGGAGAUUGGGGAACUUUCUCAUUUGGCGACUUUGGAUCUUCACUCAAAUCAGGUUCUUUUUUAUUUUCUCAUUUCUGUUAUGAAAAAUCCGGCGAAGGUUUUUUUUCAAUGGGUGAGUUUAUUAUCCUUGUAAGGCCAUUACUAUGCUCCUGUUAAGAUCUUCAUUACCUUUCUCAGGAGCCUGUUUAUCUUCUUGUCUGGAAACAUUUCGAAAAUGUAGGAAGUGAUCCUUCAAACAAUUCCAGUACUCUUCUUAUCAGCUCUAAAAAUUUCAAAGAAUCCGUGUCCAUUUUGACCUUGGCCCGUGUUUCCUUUUUUUGAUAUAUUAGAUUCUAACGUGGAAUUCUCCUGGCAAUUUACGAUUAACGUUCCCCUCUAGUUUUAUGCAUAUAUACCUACCCGAAUGUUUUGAAACGACAAAUUGGUUAUAUUUUGUUGCAGCUCUCCUUUUCAUUGAGUUUUUGCCAUUUCAUUUGCCAUCUCUGGGUUAAGAAGACUGUUCCCCAUGGCCACUGAGUGCACUGUGGCGUAAUUACACGCCAGCUAAAUCUUUACCGUUUGUUUAGUUGAAGGAGUUUCCUGUGGAGGCAUGUAAGCUGCGUCUCUCUCUCCUUGAUUUGGCAAAUAAUUCCUUAUCAGGGUUGCCAGCUGAGCUUGGUAAGUUCAAAGCAGUAGCUUACCUUUGAAUCCUCUCCAACCUGACUCUUUUUAUCGUUAGCUCUUUUCAUUUUUAAUUUGUAGAUGCUUUCCCAAAUUAUAUCCUCUUUAAAAUGGCAGGCCCUUCUGUUUAUAUCGAUUAGGGUUGGAUCUAGAUUACACCCGAUUGUGCUAGGACAGAUUGGUGGACAUUCUUGAUGUGAUAAGGGUGCAUUCUAUUGUGCAUAAGUUGCAGAGGGAGAGUAUUGCCUUUUUGUCAAUAGAUCACCAGAAUCAAAUCAAUUAACACUUUAUAUUGGCACCGUUUUGAGUCACCCAAGGCGGCAAAAAUGUAUGCAAUGACUUGACAUCUUGCAACCUGGGUUGUGGGGGGUUUUGGAUUCCUUUUUUUCGUUGUAUCAAAAUUUUCGUUACAUGCCGCCUUCUCCCCUGUAAAAAGAAUAGAAAUAAAAGAUGUGGCAAUAGAGUUUCAAUCCGGUCGUCAGCUCCUCAUAGAUUUUUGUUACGAGAUACAGCGGAAGCAGGAAACGAAAAACUGACCUAGCCCUUCUCAGGGCAGUACGCUAGUAUUUAUAUUGGCGUCUAAUAAACCUUUCCAGUAUUACGGAAAGGUCUAAUAACAGAAACACGAAAAAGGAAAUACAUUUAAUGAUAGGAAAGAAAGGAAAAAUAGAAGGAAAACCUAAUAUAGCAAAAAGCUUGUUCUGUGUAACACUCCCCGUCAAGCUGGUGCAUGGAUAUCAUUCAUGCCCAGCUUGCUCCUUUGUUUGCAGAACUCUGUUACAGAAAUGCCCUUAGUUAAUAUAUCAGCCAACUGAUUUGUAGAUGAGGCAUAUUCUGUGCAAAACAUUCCUGAUUCGAGUUUCUCUUUAAUAAAAUGUCUGUCUACUUCAAUGUGUUUGGUCUUGUUAUGCUGAACAGGAUCAUAUGUGAUACUUAUUGCGGACUGAUUGUCACAGAAUAAGAUAAUCAAACCUUCCAUGAGUAUUUGUAAGUCAUUUAGUAUAUUUUUUAUCCAAAUGCCUUCACAAAUCUCUAGGGCCAUAGCCCGAAAUUCUACUUCAGCACUUGAUCGAGCCACAACUCUCUAUUUUUGGCUUUGUCAAGUGACCAAAUUUCUUCCAAUGAGACAACAAUAGCCAGUAGUAGAGCACCUAUCAUCAACUGAACCAGCAUAAUCGGCAUCGGUACAGAUGCUUACUGUAAGAGAAUCUCCCCUUUUAAAUAGGAUUCCCAUGCCAAUUGUUCCUUUAAGAUAGGGUAGGACUCGUUGAGCAACUUGAUGAUGUACCUCCCUAGGGUCAUGCAUAUAUUGACUUAGUACUCCAACUGAGUAAGCAAUAUCCGGUCUAGUAUGAGAUAGAUAAAUUAAUUUUCCCACUAGCCAUUGAUAAGAGCCCUUAUCUACUUGAUCACUUUCUUUUGAAGCCUCAAUACAAUGCUUUGCUUCAAUUGGUGUACAUGCUGGUUUACAAUUACUCAUGCCUGUAUAUUUGAGUAAAUCUGUAAUAUACUUUCUUUGAGAUAGGAAUAAAUUUCCACAAGAGUAGGCUACCUCAAUUCCCAAGAAGUAUUUGAAGACGUCAGUUGUUUUUUAUAUCAAAAAUAGACGUCAGUUGUUUUUGAAGAGAGGUGAUUUCUUGCAUAUCAUCUCAUGUGACAAUCAUGUCAUCGACAUAUACUACUAAGAUCGUCAUUUUUCCUGAACUCGAUCAUUUAUAAAAUAAGGUAUGAUCUACAUUGGCUUGCUUGAACCCCAAAACUCUCAUUUUUUUGGUUAAGUGGCCAAACCAGGCUCUUGGUGACUAUUUUAAGCCAUAUAAUGCCUUCUUAAGUUUGCAUACCUUUAGAGUAUCAUUUGGGUCUUUGUAUCUUGAUGGAAGCUCCAUAUAUAUUUCUUCUGAGAUUUCUUCAUGUAAGAAUGCAUUUUUCACAUCAAAUUGUGAUAAGGACCAUCCGUAAUGCACAAGCAAGGAUAUUAAUAUCUGAAUUGUUCCUAUUUUCGCAACUGGAGAAAAGGUCUCUAUGUAAUCAAUACUAUAGUAUUGGGUGAAGCCUUUUGCCACCAGUCGAGCUUUAAAACGCUCAACAAUCUGAUUAAAUUUAUAUUUAAUAGUGUAUACGUUUCUGCAACCCACGGUUUUCUUCCCUUUAGGAAGCAGCACGAGUUCCCAAGUUUGAUUCUUCUGUAGAGCUAACAUCUCCUCAUCCAUUGCUUUUUUCCAUAGAGGGCUUCUUAAAGCUUCAUCAGUGUUUUGAAGAGUAUCAUGUUUAUCAAUAGCUGACAAAAAUGACUUUUACUGCGGAGAUAGGCGAUGAUAAGAUACAUAAUUGCAUGAUGGAUAUCCCUUUUUCUUUCUACAUUCUCUAAUUCCUUUGUGGAGAGCAAUAGGGCAGAUUUCAUUUCCUUCAUUUCCUUGAGUAACAAGAAGGUUCUGCUGAUCAAUCAGUGAAUUAUCACAUUCAAUAAUAGAAUCAUAUGCAUCUGCUGCGUCAGGCAGAUCCUAUUCAUGGGUAUAUGUUGCGUCAGGUUGUUCAUGAGCAUCUACUGAGUCAAGUUGUUCAUGGGCACCUGCUGUGUCAGGCAGAUCCUGUUCAUGGGUAUCUUUGAUUAUAUUUGGCUUUCUUUGAUAAUAACCUCGACCAAAUGGAUUUGGUGGAGGUGGAGGUGCUGAAAAAUUUACUAGUAACAUUUCAGGGGCUUCAUUCUCCUUGAGAAUCUCAAUGUGUAAAUCGUGUUUUUUCUGACACAGGAAUAUCACAGCUAGAUGCUUGAGUUGUUGUCUACUGGAAAUACAUGUUGCUUUCAUCAAAUGUGACAUUAAUUGUCAAAAUAAAAUUUUGAUGUCUUGGGUCAUAAAAUUUAUACCCUUUUUGUGUAUUAGAAUAGCCCACAAAGACUGCCUUUAUGGCUCUAGGGGCAAAUUUAGACAGUCCAUUUUGAGAUUGAUGGAUGUAUGCAACACUCCCAAAUACUCGAAGAGGUAAAUCUGGUCCAUAUUGCAUAGUCAGAUAAUAACCCUGCAAUAAGGCUUUGGGAGUCUUAAAUAAUAAUGCUUCUAAUGGGAGACGAUUAACAAGAUGAGUGGCCAUUAGUACUACCUCACUCCAUAAGUACUUUGGCACUUGGGCUUUAAACAUGACAGCCCUUGUUAUUUCCACUAGUUGUCCAAUCUUUCUUUUAGCUACCCCAUUUUGUUGACAUGCAUAGGGGCAAGAAGAUUCAUGAACAAUGCCCUCCUCAGCAAAGAAAUUGGAGACAAUAGAAUUGAAAAAAUCCUUGGCAUUGUCUGAUCGGAAUUUGUUAGGAGUUAUAUUAAACUGAUUUUGAAUUAGCUUGAUAAACCUUUUAAUGACACUACUAGCUUCUGAUUUUGUUUUCAUUAGGUAAAUUCAUGAACCUAGUACAGUCAUCUACAAAGAUGAUAAACCAUCUUAAGUCCUUAACACCACUGGAUGAAGGACCCCAUAUAUUGGAAUGUAUUCUGUAAAAAAGGGAUUCACUUUUUUUUCUAGCAGAGAUAAAUAAAAUUCGUUGCUGCUUAGCCAUUUGAUAGGGUUCACAUAUGAAAGUAGAUUCACCAAUUUCACAACAUAGUUUUGGAAACAAGUAUCUAAGUACUUUUAUGAACGGAUGUCCUAAACGACAGUGCAACAACAACAAUUUGUUCAAGGGAGAAGUAGAAGCAAAAGUGGAAAUGUUUGGACUGAAAUUCGUCAACAACGUCUUGUCCAUCCCGUGCUCUAACAUGCGUAAUCCUCUUUCCUGAGGUCUUGUCAUAGAAGAAACAGAAAUUGUCAUCAAAUAAUAUCAAACAAUUCAAGUCUUUACCCAAUUUUCUCAAUGACAAUAGAUGUGCAUUCAAUCUUAGAACAUGAAGAACAUAUCUUUAUGACCCCAAUUUCUCAAAAUGAAUUGGUCCAAUGCCAGCCACAGGUAACAAAUCUCCACUUGCAGUAAUAACCUUUCGAUUAUUGGUACAUACCUCAUAUGUAUGAAUAGUGAUGCAUAUGAUGUCAUAUGAUCAAUAGCUCUAGAAUCAAUGAUCCAAGACACUUUUUGGGGUGAAGGUGAUGCCAAUGGGAAGUAUUUAAGCAUCAGGGAAAACAUUUAGGAAAGUGCUUACUAGCAUGUGUGAGGGAGGUGGAGCUGAUCAUGCUCCUUAGCUGUUUAAUUUUUUCUCUGAGUUUUUCAAUCUCUGAAGGUUGAGAGGAAGUAGAUCCGUCUUGACUAGCUCCUCCUUGAAUCAUGGGUGCAACACCAUCUUCAUUUUGAGCAUUAGCCAAAUGUAACUUUCCAUAAUUCGGUGGUUUGCCAUGGAUCUUCCAGCAUGUCUCCCUAGUGUGACGAUUUUUUCAACAAUAAGUGCAGAAUAGGUGUGCCUUUAGAUCUGUCUUAAGAUCUCCUUUGAUGAAUGGUACUUUACUAUUCCCUUGUUUUAAUACAGAGGUAUCUUUGUCCUUGAGAGUGCUGAAUGCAGCAUUUUCUGUCUUCAAAUCAUUUCUCAAAUUUCUAGUAUUUUCUUCUUGUCUGGUUAAUGCAAUUGCCUCUUCAACAUCUGGUACUACCUAUCGAGCAAGGAUCUGAUUUACUAGAGUCUCAUAUUCUAGAUUUAGCCCCAUCAAAAUUUAGACAACCUGUCUUUCAUGAUAUAAUUUCGUUCUUCAGUAUCAAGGUUCUUGAUUGGUCUGUAGUGGUCGAUUUCUCUCCAGAUGGAUUUCAAUUUGCAAGCAUAUUUCAGAAUAGUCAAUGUUCCUUGUACCAAAGUCAGAGAUUUCUGCACAAAUCUAUAAAUUUGGGAUUCGUCAUGUUUAGUAGCGUGAACAUGACGAACUUUGUCCCACAAUUCCUUCACAGAUUUCAGAAAAAGAAAUUUAUCACUUAUCUUUGGUGAAAUAUUGUUUAGCAUCCAAUAUUGAAUCAGUGCUUCUUUUUCUUUCCACCGAGAAUAUCCUAGGUUGUCAAUACUUGGCGAGGAUUGCAUCAGGUGACGAUCCAGAUUUCUCCCACGUAGAAUAAGUUCCACAUAUGAUGUCCAUUAGAACAAAUUGAUUCCAUCAAAUCAGAAUCUCUCAACAAUUUUAGGUAGAUCUGAACAUACCUUAAUUACUUCAAAUGAAUGUCCUGGGUCAGAGGAGGAAGAUUCACUGACCUUUGUCUCCAUGUUCUUCAGCCGUGACCAAAUAGUCAAAAAAUCUGAAACAGAGAUUCCCUGAUGUGGUCCGAAUAACAGUUUCUGUUCAAGAAACUGAGGAUGACUGCCACUGUCAAGAAACAACAAUGGUGUAUUCGCAGACGUCCUGCCACCGUCAAGAAUCGACGAUGGUGUUUCUGUAAAUGUUUCCCACCAUCAAGAAACGACGAUGGUGUAGUGACUCUCCAAGGAAUCCGCUGGUCUGCUUACGACCAAGAAACCUCACGAUUUCAGGUACUGCAGGCAAGAAGAAGAUCACCAAGUGACACUCCCUACAGUGUGAAGUCGUCGUCGCCACCAAGAUUGGUUGAUCUUCUGUCGGCGGUCUUCACGCAGGAUCAGAGAAAAAGCUCUGAUACCAUGUUACGAGAUACAGUGGAAGCAGGAAAGGAAAAACUGACUUAGCCCUUCUCAGGGCAGUACGCCAGUAUUUAUAUUGGCGUCUAAUAAACCUUUACAGUAUUACGGAAAGAUCUAACAACAGAAACACGAAAAAAACAAAUACAUCUAAUAAUAGGAAAGAAAGGAAAAAUAGAAGGAAAGCCUAAUAUAGCAAAAAGCUUGUUCUGCGUAACAAUUUUCAAAUCCUAAUGUCAUAUUGUAACAUGGUAUUUCCCAUGAAUAUGUGCUACAGGCACAAUGACGACUCUGAGAAAGCUCUUGCUUACUGGCAAUCCCCUGCGAACCCUCCGAAGGUGUGAAGACACUUUCUGUGUGCAUUCCUGGAAAAGUGGUUUAUAUUGGUUUUAUUUUCUUGACCGCAUCUACUAUUAUUCAGCUCUUUGGUCUCUGGGCCUACACCAGCAUUACUGAAGCAUCUGAGGAGUAGACUCUCAUCUGAUGAAGAAGGUCGAGUCUCUAUUUGCUCAUAUAUCUUUGUACUAAUAUUAGCAUAUUUUUUAUACCUUAACAUUUUUUUAUGAAUUUCAUGUUUUUGUGUCCCUGUUUCACUGGAGAUUUUGAUUAGUUUUUCAGAGUUAAAUUAAUUGUCUCUGAUCUGAUGAGAAUUGUGUGCUGAAGCGUUUGAUAUUUAUUGAUCCAAUAUUAUUCUUAUACAGCGUCAGGAUCUGGCGCCACACCUACAACAGAAAAUUUAGCUGCCAUGGUUUCACGGGUGUCAUUGACAUCAAAGGUAUCACUUCCUCUCUCGUGUCAUAUGCUUUUUGUUCUCAUUUCAACACUGCUUCAAGUUGAAGCCGAGUGAGGAGCUCUCAGCUGGUUCCUGAAUAUUUUCACCUUGUAUCAGAAACCUCCUUCCUAGUUGGGUUGAAUAAGAAAAUAUCAAAUGAAAGGAGCAAGUUUUCUGUUGAAUGAUCAGACAGAUGUGGAAAUCUAACAACUGAUUUUGUGGAAGAACUAGUUUUGGCAUUUAUCAUUUUUUUUCACUGUUGUUUCUCUGUUCUGAGGUUUUUAAACUUCCACAUAUCUUUGCUUCAGGAGCUUUCCUUAAGUGGGCUUGGCUUGAGUAGUGUCCCAGCUUCUGUCUGGGGAGCAGAUGAGAUUGUGAAACUUAACCUCUCUCGGAAUGCUAUUGAAGAGCUGCCGAACGAGCUUUCAUCCUGUUCAUCCUUGCAGGUAACUAUUUGGGUUCUUCUCUGUAUUGGAUGGUUAUGCCAUGGAGCUUUGCUAUUAUGUUUGAUGAAAAGUUGUCUAUGACAUGACUUCCAAGAAAUAAUAAAAUUUAUAUCACCAGUAAAAAAAAUGAUUUUCUUACCUUCAUGGCUUGUACGUUGCUUAUACAUUCUUCUGCUCCCUGCAGAAAAGCUUCUAAUAUGGUCUGUAUCAGGUGAAUGGAACUCUUUCAUAUUAAACGGUCAACUUUUUUGUUAGAUUGACUCAUCAUCAUCCAACUGUUGUGCCCCUUCGCAUGAGAGCUCUUUCUGAUCACAAUUAUUCAAGAAAUAAGAAGUGAAUGUUAACGUUCCCUGGCUAAAUAGGAAAAACUCCGUCCACCUGGCCCUUUGCAUCGUAAAAAAGCUACAUUGACCGCCGUUUUUCUGUAAAGUUUGACGACAAUAUUGCCUACUGGCUUUCUAUUUAUUGACAAAUAUGUUACAGGAGCUGAUUUUGUCUGGAAAUAAGAUAAAGGAUUGGCCCGGUGCUGUCUUGUCCUCCCUUUCGAAUCUCUCCUGCCUGAAGCUCGACAGUAAUCUUUUAAGAAAGGUACGAGUCUAAAGCUUGCUUUUCUGGAAAUCCUUUGAUUAUCUGUAACUAGAAGAGUUGUUCUUAACCUGGAAUUAGCUAGUGUAAUAAAAAAUUUGUAGAAAGCAGGGUGACCCGCUGGAAUUAGCUACUGUAUAUCAUUUGCACCCAUGACGAAUUGAGGAAAAGUUAGCAAGGUUAAUUGGGAUUUUUUUGUCUAUGGGUUCAUCUAUUUCUUUCUUCUUUAUUUUUCAUUAUUUUGCUAUUGUUUAAUGGCGUCACAGGUGCCAUGGUUGAUGUAAACGAAAACCAUACUAAUUUUGGGAAAAAUUGACAUCUCAUUUAUUUUUCUGAGCGGCGCUAAGAUCUUAUACACUCUGGCAGAUACCGUCCGAUGGUUUUGAUGCUCUGUCGAAGCUCCAGAUACUGGAUUUGAGCGGCAAUGCUUCGUCAUACCCAGAACCUCCUGCUCUUUCUGGGCUGCACCAUCUGCAGGAGCUUCACCUUAGGUCGGAUGAACCAGAGAUUCUUGGAUCCGUGUGACUGAGAUCUCAGGCUUUCUGACUCCUCUUACUGUUUUCAGGCGAAUGCAGUUGCAUCGAGUUCCUCCUGACCUGCUGGCCUUGCAGCAGCUUAGGAUUCUGGACUUGAGUCAGAAUUGUCUUGAAACGAUUCCAAAGGUAUCUUCUUCUUUUCAGCUGGCCCUUUUUGCUGUUUGGAUCAAAUUAUCAGGAAAUCAAACUUCCCGAUAAUUGCUAUAUAUAUGAUAGAGAGAGAGAGAGAGAGAGAGAGAGAGCCGUGUGGCAAGGAAAAUGGGCUUUGUCCCAUAUAUAUAUAUAUAUGAAGGUUCCUUUUUACUACAUUUUUUAUUUUUAACACCUGGUAAAAAAAGCAUGUUCAUCACGUUCAACUGAGGUACUAAAUAAAUUCGUAAAUGUUUCUUUUCGAAAAUUAACCCAUGCUCUGUGAAUUGAAACCUCCACAUUGCGAAUCAGGUGGGCAAAUUGUCAGCAUGAAAGAGUUUCACAAUUUUUUCCAUAAUAUUAAAUAUUCGGUCACCAUUUUAUUUUAUUUUAUUGAGUUUUUUUUCGCCCAUAUUUACAUAUUCAUGCUCAUAUCAUGGACUAAUUUCCACCCCUUCCAAAUAAAAAUAAAAAAUAAAUGAAAGCAGGAGUUCAAGGAUUUCUCCUCUCUGACAGAGCUUGCCCUCUCAGGCAAUAACAUCUCCUUCCUUCCAGCAGAACUGGUCAGAUAACCCUCUCUACUCACUCUCUUUCUGAAACAAACCCUAAUUAGCCCUCUAUGCCCUUGGUGGGCGGCUAACUCUUCUCUUCUCUGUUUCUCUUGUCCGCAGGGUUUACUCGAGCCCAGCCUUCAGGUUUUAAGGCUCGAUGGGAAUCCACUGAGGAGGUAAGAACACCUUCUUUCUUUCCUUCCUUGUACCCCGCCACCUGAUGAGUACUCUGGCCAAACUAACAGACUCUUCCUUCCUCAUGCAGCAUCCGGCGCGCUAUUCUGGACCGAGGAACGAAGGCUGUCCUCAAGUACCUCAGAGAUAAACUGCCCGACCAGUAG
Messenger RNA from Spirodela intermedia, 14843 nucleotides. Lineage: Eukaryota; Viridiplantae; Streptophyta; Magnoliopsida; Alismatales; Araceae. The record is from the annotation of a GenBank genome assembly.